Pedinophyceae sp. YPF-701 is the source of this 510-nucleotide messenger RNA. The record is from the annotation of a GenBank genome assembly. NCBI's taxonomy places the organism in Eukaryota, Viridiplantae, Chlorophyta, Pedinophyceae.
AUGAGGGUGCGCGGGCGCGGCUUGGAUGCAGGGGCGGCGGGGGCGACGUCAGCGCCCACCGGCGGGCCCGCGACGGGGCGCGUCGUCACGGCGUCGAGCAAGGGCGCGAAGGGCAGCAUGAAGGCAGCGCUGGCGCAGCGCAAGGCCGGCGCGGGCGCGGCUCCGAGCUCUGAUGGCGGCGUGGAGCUUCCGAGCGCCGUGCGGUCGCUGCCGCUCGCGACGGCGUUCGCGCUCGCGACGUCCGCGCUGGACGCGAACAGCUCGUACGCCAACGCCGAGGCGGCCGCGCAGGCGCCGCACGCCGCGGCGCUGGGCCGCACGGUGUCGCCCAGCGACGUCGCGCUCCUGCUGGUGCCGAUGACGCUCUACUCGCUCUUCAGCAUGUACCGGAGCAUCAAGAACCCGCAGGCGACGGUCUCGGGGGUGUCGCUGGCGCUCACGGCGUGCUGCCUGGUGGCCAACAGCUACUUGUUCGACCUGCAGAGGGCGCUGAACUUCCUGUCGGCAUGA